Plectropomus leopardus (leopard coralgrouper) is the source of this 2459-nucleotide messenger RNA. It is a transcript of the gene tmem106c, whose product is annotated as transmembrane protein 106C. NCBI's taxonomy places the organism in Eukaryota, Metazoa, Chordata, Actinopteri, Perciformes, Serranidae. The record is from RefSeq and is a predicted model, not a curated record.
UUCGUUGUAACACCAGCAAAGCUGUAAAUACGAAGACAUUACGCAGGACACGUGAAGGCAGCAAAGCAUGAACGUAAACUUCGGUGUGACGGAAAGCACAGAGUGUGCGCUGAAGUAUAUCCACCUUUAGGAUGGCAACGACGACUUGUUUGGUGUAAAAGACGGGCGGUAGUCGGUGGGAAAGUCUGGCUUGGACCGUCCCGAGGCGAGGUGAGCCACCAUGGGGACACGGUGGUCUCGUAGCGGCAGCAGCAUGUCGCUCCUCCCGGAGAGACAGAGCUCUGUGCGGCAACCAGAGGACAGAGAGUCCGAUAAUGAGUCUCUGGAUGGGCUCGUCAGACGGGAGGACAUAGCUCAGUUCCCCUACGUGGAGUUCACCGGCAGGGAUAGUAUAACGUGUCCGACAUGCCAAGGCACAGGACGGAUACCCUCAGAUCAAGUGAAUGAACUGGUUGCAUUGAUCCCAUACAGCGACCAAAGGCUGCAACCCCAAAGAACGAAGCUGUAUGUGGUUCUGUCAGUUGUGUUGUGCCUCCUGGCUUCUUCACUGGUGGCCUUCUUCCUCUUCCCUCGCUCUGUGGUCGUGGUGGAUGAUGGGAUACACAUGGUGACUGUGCACUUCGAUCACACCAACAUGAACGUCAGAAUGAACAUGACGAGCACUCUGAACCUCAGCAACCCAAACUUCUUCUCGGUGCUGGUGCAGAGUGUGAGCUGUCAGGUCCUCUACAUGAAGACGGUGAUCGGCACUCAGCAGCUAGACAACGUCACCACCAUCCUGCCGCUCAGUCAGAGUCAGGUGAACUACACUGUCAGCGUGGAGAUUGGUAGCAGUGCACCCUACGUCUAUGCCUUCUGUACCAUGCCCAGCAUUAAGGUCCACAACAUUGUUGUAUAUAUGCAAACCUCGGUGAAAACCUCAUACAUGGUGCGAACAUCCCAGAACAGCCUCGAGGCGUAUCGCUACAUAGACUGCGGUUCAAACACCACACGGCACCAGACGGCCAAGCAGCACAGACACCUCAUCCCUGCGCUGCUGUGAUCGGAGCUGAUCGCCUCUCCGGAUGAGGUGGAUGUCACUGCACACUCCAUUUUUGCAGAGGUAACCACCAGCAGCAAAAUACGAAACAGUGCUUUCUUCUAAGCUCACACAGAAUACGAAGCGUCGGGUAGCUGUUAACUUGUGCCUUUGAGCGAUGAAGUGAAAAACAGGGCAAGUGAAAUCUAUGAAGUGCAGCAGCUAUAUUUUUUUUAACCACGUAUUGGUUCUCAUUGGCAACAGUUAAAGGUUUUGUUGCUAGUUGUUAGUCAGGGGAAAUUUCUUGCCCAAGCAGCCACUUUUUGGUUUUUACUUGAAUUAGUGGGUCAGAUGAUCACCUCAACUCAUGAUGUCUAAAAUGCAAGUUUAAAAACGCAGUUUUUGUGAUUUCAGACUUGCUGACAGAAUUACGCGCAUGUUCCACUUGUGAGAAUGGAGUGACAAAUUGAAUGAGUCAUUGCCAACAGGGCACUCAGAUUUGGAGGCAGGACAAAUGUCAGAGAAAGCUCUUUUCUUAAAGGGAAAUGACCGUCAUGCCAACCUGACUGACAUGCUAGAGUUGGCUUUUUUUUGCUCUAGCUAUAAUUAACGCUGCAGAGCUCUGUCUGUGUCUGCUGCUGUCGUAACAUCAGGGAGCAUUCUUCAGCAUAGCUCGCAUGACUUUUGGUUUUGUAACACUGUGUUGGACUUAAGGUUGUUGACUUUUCUUUUCAAAAACGAGAAGUAGAGGAGCCUGCCUGCUGUCUUCUGUUUUUUUUUUUUGGGGGGGGGGGGGUGAUUUGAUGUCUGUUUUUGCACCUUGAAACUGGGACAUAUUGUUGAGCAUAUUGCCUUUGCUGUGUUAUUUAACUGUUACUGAAGUUGAAAAUGGCAUUUACAGAUUUAACACACCACAGAUGUUUUUAAAUGAACUGAUAAAUUAUUUUUUGGUUGUUUUUGGUCUCAUCACAGCAAAUGUAAGCACACAGAUUUUAGAUUCAGGGUAAUGCACAUAUAUGAGUGUCAUAGAGAGGAAUACUGUUCUCAGACCAGAUUUUCUGUCAGGUGUUGGUGUAGCUCAUGGGUUAAUCAUUUAGGAUACUGUGGAAUGGAUUACAGGAUCAGCAAGGUCAUUAGUUCUUUAUCAUACACACUCCUGGCCAGGCUACUUAAAGAGAAAUAUAAUUCGUAAUGUUCAAUAUCUGUAUACAGCAUCCUCUCCACAGUGGCCUUAAAAAUAGAUCUACACUGUUAUUUCCUUUGACUUCUCCUUCAUCAGUGUUUUAAUUAACUCCUCCCCAUCUGUUCUGUAUAGAUGUGACUGUCAUAAGGUCAUUUUCAAAAUGGAAACAAAGUUACUGAAGGCGGUUGUAAUUUGAUUUUUUUUAAAGGGACAGUUAUUUGUAAAUUUGUGAAUGAAAGAUUUUACCAAGUUUUUUUU